Urocitellus parryii (Arctic ground squirrel) is the source of this 3950-nucleotide messenger RNA. RefSeq names its product coiled-coil domain containing 136 (gene Ccdc136). The record is from RefSeq and is a predicted model, not a curated record. Gene Ontology annotation, biological process: single fertilization; acrosome assembly. Gene Ontology annotation, cellular component: acrosomal membrane. NCBI's taxonomy places the organism in Eukaryota, Metazoa, Chordata, Mammalia, Rodentia, Sciuridae.
GCGGCGGCGGGAGCGGCCAUGGAGGCGGGCGCCGGGGCCGGCGCGGGAGCCGCGGGCUGGAGCUGCCCGGGCCCAGGACCCACAGUAACCACUUUAGGCUCCUAUGAGGUAUCUGAGGGUUGUGAGAGGAAGAAAGGCCAACGCUGGGGGUCCCUGGAACGUCGUGGGAUGCAAGCCAUGGAAGGGGAGGUAUUACUCCCAGCUCUCUAUGAGGAGGAAGAGGAAGAAGARGAGGAGGAAGARGUAGAAGAAGAAGAACAAGUACAGAAAAGUGGCAGUGUGGGCUCCCUGUCACUGGGCAARCACCGGGGCCUAAGCCUCACAGAAACAGAGCUGGAGGAGUUGAGGGCACAGGUGCUCCAGCUGGUGGCAGAGCUGGAGGAGACCCGUGAGCUGGCAGGGCAGCAUGAGGAUGACUCCCUGGAGCUGCAAGGGCUCCUGGAGGAUGAACGGCUGGCCAGUGCCCAGCAGGCAGAAGUGUUCACCAAGCAGAUCCAGCAGCUCCAAGGUGAGCUACGGCAUCUACGGGAGGAGAUUUCCUUGUUAGAGCGUGAGAAAGAAAGUGAACUUAAAGAAAUAGAACAGGAGUUGCAGUUGGCCCAGACCGAGAUCCAGAAUCUGCGGCAAGCUGCAGCAGAUUCUGCGAGUGAACAUGAGAGUGACAUGGCAUCCCUGCAGGAGGAUCUCUGCCGAAUGCAGAAUGAACUUGAGGACAUGGAACGCAUUCGUGGGGACUACGAGAUGGAGAUUGCCUCGCUCCGUGCAGAAAUGGAAACAAAGACCUCUGAAUCAACCAGUAGUCCUACGGACUUUAGUGGGUUGCAAGAAGAAUUACAGCAACUGCGGGACAGCUACCAAUUCCUGAAUGAGGAGUACCGGACCCUGAAGGAGAGCAACAGCAGCCUCACAGGRCAGCUAGCCCAGCUGGAGAGUGAGAGGACACGAAAAGCAACAGAGAAGUGGCUGGAGUGUCAAACAGCAAAGAGUAUGAUAUCGUCAGAGUCUCAGACCUCAGAAGUGGAUUUCCUAGAGCCUGAUCCUGAAAUGCAUUUGUUGCGCCAGCAGCUGCUAGAUGCUGAGCAGCAGAUGCAUAACAUGCAGAGUAAGUGUAAGGAAUUGUCUUGUGAGUUGCAAGAGCUACAGCAUCAUCGCCGUGUCAGCGAGGAGGAGCAGAAACGGCUGCAGAAAGAGCUCAAAUGUGCCCAGAAUGAGGUGCUUAGGUUUCAGUCAUCUCACACGGUCAUGCAGGAGUUACUAUGCCGGCUCCAGAAGAUGCAAGUCCAACACCAGAACAUCUCAAGUGAGAAGGAAAAGCUACUGGAAGUGCAGCAUCAGCUGCAGGAGAAGCUGCGGUGCCAUGAGGCAGAGUUGCAGCACCUUCGGAAUAUGGUGGCCUCCUUGCAAGAAAGUGAUGAAAAGAACAAAAAGAUUCAAGUCCAGUUUCGUGAGGUGAAGCAGCUGUACGAGUCUAGCGCGAAUGAGUUGGAGCAGCAGAAGCACAUGUCCAACCAGCUAGAGCAGGACCUCUUGCUCUGCCAACUGGAACUAAAAGAGCUCAAGAACACCCAGAACAUUCCUGAGGACAAGGGAAAGUGUUUCAAUAAGUGUGAUGCACUGGUGUCCAAGCUGACAGAAUUACAGGACAAGUUCAAGGUCAGCCAGAAGGAGAUGGGGCAGCUGCAGAUGGAGCAGUGUGAACUCCUGGAGGAUCAGAGGAGGCUGCAGGAGGAGCAGGGCCAGCUGCAGGAAGAGUUGCACAGGCUCAUAUACCCCACACCCAAGUGUGGCCUCUUUAAUAAGAGUCAGGAGCUGCUUACAAAGUUACAAGACCUAUGUGAGCUGCAGCUGCUCUACCAAGGCAUGCAGGAGGAACAGAAAAAACUGAUACAGAACCAAGAGUGUGUACUAAAAGAACAGUUAGAGGUACAUGAAGAGCUACGAGGUCUCAAAGAGUCUCAUUUCCAGGAAGUGUUGGAAAAUCCUCAGGAUGCCAAAAAGCAUAAGUUCUCAAAUUCUGGUCAGAACAAGUCCAAGUUGCUCCUGGAAGAUCUACAGGCUCUGAAGGCGCUGUAUAUCUCCAGUCAGAAGGAACAGGAGCUAUUGCAGCAGGAGCAUGGGAGGCUCCUAGAGGAGCGGAAGAGGCUGCAGGCAGAGAUGCAGCUCUGCCUGGAAGAAAUGCAGCUGCUCCAAGAGCAGUCCCCCUCAAUAAAAAUGAGCCUUGAGUCCUGCAAGAAGAACUCUGACAGUGUGAUUCCCAGCAGUGAGAACUUUCACAGGAGUUAUGCAAGCACCAUUGAUGGCAAGGAAAGCUUUCUUAAGAAUUAUGGUACCAGCCAGGCCAGCAGUGAGUCCUUCCUCAAGAGCUAUGCCAGCACUAUGGGUGCYAGUGAGACUUUUGCAAAGAGUUACCUCUCCAGUGUCAGCAGYAUCAUCUCUAAGAAGAGUUAUGGCACCACCAGUAGUUCUAACAGUUAUCAUAAGAGUUAUAUCAGCAGCAUCGCUGAUGAGGAACCACUUGUGCCUGAAGACAUGGAGCACUUUGAGGAAACGGUGGCCAAGGUGCUGACCAAGCUGCAGGCAGUGCAGGCCCUGUACCAGGUUAGCCAAGAGGAGCACUCCCGACUGCAAGAGCAGAUGAGCACGCUGCUGGAUCAACAGAAAUCGCUGAGGGAAGAGCUGGAGACCUGCGAAAAGGAAUUCAAGGAGUGCAUAGAAAGCCUGGAGAAAUCUGCAGCCCCCCAGAACGACAGGAGUGAGAUCAAAGAACUGCAGASCAAGCUGCGGGAGCUGCAGCUGCAGUACCAGGCUAGCAUGGAUGAACAGGGGCGGCUCCUGGCAGUGCAGGAGCAGCUGGAGGGGCAACUGCAGUGCUGCCAGGAAGAACUCCACCAGCUCAAAGAGAGAAAGUCGUCCUAUGUUGGCAAAGAGGCCAGGGGAAAGAAUGGUAAUAAGAACAUGAACAAGAAUGCCAACGGGGCUAAAAAGAAAAAGGUGACCAAGCCAUCCUAUGACAAUUCUGAGGGCAACAUUGAGAACACAAAGUCUCUGGAGGUGGUACUGUACUACACGGCUAGCCAGAGCCAAUUAGAUGAGCUAGCAAAAGAGGAGGAAAAGAAAGAGGAGGUGGGARAGCCAAAACAGGAAGAAACAAAAGAGGAAACCAUGGAGCUUCACUCAGAUGAGCUAGCUACUGAGCCAACAGAUGCUAAGGAGGCUAAGACAACAGAAGAUCACGAGGAAGAAAAUGAAGAGUACAGUGAACAGAAUAAGGAAGAAGAUAAUGAAGAAGACGACGACAAUGACUCUUCCCCUGAGACUUCUGAGGAAAACAACCCUCUUAAACUUUCUGAAAGUAAAAAGGCCUGGUGGUCAUAUCGGCUCUGCUCUGGUGCUGGUGGGCUGAGACAUCAUCCUAACGCAGCAUCUACCCUUUCUCAAGCAUCCUCGUGGAGAUCUGCAAUCUGGCCCAUGAGCUUGCCUCCACAUUUAAGGACCAGUAUUCUCAUUGUUUGGGGAGAAAGGAAGACUUACACACAAGUGUCACCUGAGGUGACAUGUACAGUGUUGCACCCCAUAUCUAGUGUCAGGAAGAAGAGACCAUGUGAUCUCCACCGCUUACCUGGGAGAACAUGUUUGGGAUGUGGAAGCCUAUGGCAUUCUUGGCUAUUGCAGCUGUGGCUCUGUAUGUGUUACCCAGCAUGCGACCGCAGGAGUCAGAGUUCUGCCUCAUGGAGUGAUGGCAGACCUGGGCCAGCCGAAAGGGCAGAUCCCCAGGAGCCACCACCCUCACCUUUGGGCAGGACACACUAUGCCAGAGCUCCCACCUCACUCAUGUCCCAUGUGUCCCCACCUAUCUCCUUAGCCUCAGCCACUGAAGCUGGAAAGGCUUAUGGGAGCUGCUGUCUCCCAUCUCCUGCCUUGUAUAAGAUCCUGGGUUCCUUGUAAUUAAA